AUGUUCCUGUCCAUAAGCCCUCCCUCCUAUCUGCCCUCCAACCACCGCUCCAGCCGGAAGUCAAAGGGCUGCGGAAACACGUCCUCGCCAUGGUGGAGAUUAUACGCAGCAGCGCCUACGAUCGUGCCGGCAGGCAAGAUAUGUUUGCCGAGACGGAGAAUGGACGAUGAAGAAAUCUUGCGUCGCGCAGAUAGGGAAUGGGCUCUGGGUGGGUUGGUAGGCUUUCCUGUUGCGGCAACAACUACACAGCAUGGCUUUGAGCUCUACACUGCAAAUUCCAUUCGUAUUGCCGCAUAUAUCGGCCUUAUUAUAGAUGCAGAAGAUGCCUCUCCUGCCUCGCCGGACCGCACAACUGCUAUCUCUGUGCGCUGCCAGUCCCAUUCAGACCGAGCGGUCCUUGAUAGGACCUUGGAUAUGCUUCCUGAAAUAUAUCGCCGACAUGCUGCGCCAAGCUGUCCGAUCAACUCCGUCCCUUUGGAUCCUGUCGUUCGUCGCCCAGGCCAUACAUGA
Penicillium samsonianum is the source of this 510-nucleotide messenger RNA. RefSeq lists its product as uncharacterized. The record is from RefSeq and is a predicted model, not a curated record. Bases 1 to 510 code for a protein of 169 amino acids. Lineage: Eukaryota; Fungi; Ascomycota; Eurotiomycetes; Eurotiales; Aspergillaceae. The transcript is spliced from 2 exons.